CUCAUUAUCGCAGAGUGUAACGCGAAUAUUCUCACAUUCCCUUUUUCGUUUUUUGCGUUUUUCUCGGCUCCUGGGCCCCCUAAAGUUACAAACCCCCCAUUGUAAUGCCUUACCGACAGGCACGUUCUUCAUCGUAGCUCAUGCACCACCGCUACGAAAUUUUCCGGGUGAAGCCGCUCCAUAAGCGUCAACAAUCCCCGUGUAACCUCUGCCUAUCAACUCGAAUACAUUGGCGGGAAAUAAUUGUUUACACACUUGUUAUCACCUGAAAAUUGCAAACAUUUUUGGAAAUAUCAACUUGUGGGCCGAGUAGUGUUGCUUGAUUUCACCGAAUCAACCGAAAUAUGGCUGAGAAAUUGGAGGACCUUAAUCUUCCCAACGCCGUCGUGACCCGAAUCAUCAAGGAAGCCCUUCCAGAUGGUGUCACAGUAGGGAAAGAGGCCAGAGUGGCAGUCGCCAAAGCCGCCUCGAUAUUCAUCCUCUACCUGACGACAGCAGCCAACACAAUUGCCAAGAAGGGCAACCGGAAGACGAUAAGUGGGCCCGAUGUCCUCCAGGCCAUGGAGGACAUCGAGUUCGACCGGUUCAUCGAGCCCCUGAAGGAGGCUCUCGAGAAUUUCAAGAAGUCCCAGAGGGAGAAGAAAGAUGCCAAUUCGAAGAAGAAACAGCAGAGGAAAGAAGACGAUGAUGGCAACGACAUGGUCGAGGAUGACUGAACAUCUUAUUCAUUCACUUUUGGAGUUUAAAUAUUAACCAUUAAGAUUUAAGUUUUAUACAUAUUUGUAAGGAAUUGAAAUUAAAUUAUUUCAUAAAAUUUA
Molecule: messenger RNA, 818 nt
Organism: Diachasmimorpha longicaudata
Lineage: Eukaryota; Metazoa; Arthropoda; Insecta; Hymenoptera; Braconidae
Gene: Chrac-14
Product: DNA polymerase epsilon subunit 3
Exons: 2
Coding region: 345-716 (123 amino acids)
Biological process (GO): heterochromatin formation; DNA damage response; leading strand elongation
Cellular component (GO): epsilon DNA polymerase complex; CHRAC
Molecular function (GO): chromatin DNA binding; protein heterodimerization activity
Source: RefSeq, a predicted model, not a curated record